Molecule: messenger RNA, 771 nt
Organism: Lycium barbarum (goji berry)
Lineage: Eukaryota; Viridiplantae; Streptophyta; Magnoliopsida; Solanales; Solanaceae
Exons: 3
Coding region: 1-771 (256 amino acids)
Molecular function (GO): acyltransferase activity, transferring groups other than amino-acyl groups
Source: RefSeq, a predicted model, not a curated record
AUGGAAUCUGAUUCAUCCGGUACUGAUCUUACUCAUAUUAAUCAAGAAUUGCCAAUGAAUGUUGAGGAGAAGUUGAAGUUGAGUGACAAAGAAGAUGCUGCAGCUGCAUAUGAUUAUUCAGACAUAAGUCUUCGUCUAUUACACUUCAGCCAGGGGCGGAUAUUUACACUAUUUAUCACAGACGACAACAUUAGUAAAUUCUGUUCUUGCGACACUUUCCUAUCCAAAAAAGACGCGACGAGAUACAUUGCUGAUGUUGUCAUGCCACAUCCAUGGUACGGAUCAAUUUGCUUAAAUGGCAAGCCAAUUGGUUCUAUUACUGUAUCCGCCUUUGGUGGAUCAGAUUUUCGGCGAGGUAUCAUUAAAGGCGGAAGUAAUAGGUGCAGGGCCAAAAUUGGAUACAAAUUAGCAUCAAAGUAUUGGGGCAAAGGGAUCGCCACUAAGGCGGUGAAGAUGGCAGCAGCCACCAUCUUGGUAGACUGGACACACUUGGCCAGGCUUGAAGCUGUGGUGGAUGUUAAAAAUCCAGCAUCACAAAGGGUGUUGGAGAAGGUCGGUUUUACAAAGGAAGGUGUUUUUAGGAAGUAUUAUCUUCUUAAUGGGAAACCAAGAGAUAUGGUUAUGCUUAGUCUUUUAUCCACUGAUCCUCAAUUACACAAUUUAGCACCAGAUAUUUGUAGUCGUGGAAAGAGCAGCUACAAAAACCUAUUUAAAGGAGAAGGUAGAGGGGUGGAUCAGUUGAAACAUGCAUCUUUAUUUUUCUUUUAUUAA